Notodromas monacha is the source of this 2833-nucleotide messenger RNA. Lineage: Eukaryota; Metazoa; Arthropoda; Ostracoda; Podocopida; Cyprididae. The record is from the annotation of a GenBank genome assembly.
AUGGCGAUCGACAGGGAAAAACGGAAACAGCGCGUGCCGCGGAUGUCGACGCUGCCUGGACUAGAUUCCGGCCUCCAGAUUCCUGUCGUUCACUCGCAAAAGGAAACCCCCUUGGACAUUGCAGUGAGGAAAGAAGCCCGGGAAAUCGCAGAUUUCUUGACCCAUCCACCCAGUGUUUUACCAGGUCCAGCAAGAAGCACAUCGAGGUCACGACACAAAGGGGCCGUGAAGCGAGAGAAACCCCGUUUGCGACAGGUGUCGAGUGACGACACUACGCGACACCGACGUCGACACGCCAGCGAUUCUCCACACGACCACCACAAUCACCACCACCACCAUCACCAGCACCACAGAAACGCCAGUGGCAGCAACAGGCAUGGCCGGCGAAUGAAGGGUGCACGAAGUUCUGGUCGUCGAGCGAAUGUUCCGCACUCUGUCCCCUGGAGCCCCUAUGGGUGUCACUAUUCACCGAACCCCAAGGAAUUCCCGAAACCCAAGCUGGAUUCCUUGCCACCACAGCCACUGCAGAAGGGCGAGCUCUACUACAUCGACUUGGCCGGCAAUAUCCGGAAGGGCCCGGUUGGAGUGGGAACAGCCUGCUAUUGCAGCCCGUUGUUCAGGAGACUAGAGUCGCGAAUAGACCACGACAGGGCAGAGAUUUCUCAUAAUCUGGAAACCACCAAGAACAAGCUCACUCAGAGGAUUUCCGCCUUGGAGUUGCAGACCAGGAGCCAGUUGGCAAGCCUGGACCAGAGGCUGUCCCUGUGGGAACGGAUGCGACGCCAAGGAUCCCCCUUGAGACCACACAGUCCCUCAGCUCAUAUCAGCACUGGUCGGUUGAACGAAAUCCAAACCAAUGGAACCCUCACUCGGUCUCGGUCAGAAGAGAAACUCGCCCAGGGCCCCACUCAUCGACCCUCCUCCACCGGCGGAUUGCCGCGCGCCAAAAGCUCCCACCAAGUCGACUCCUCCUACAAAAACCUCGUGGUCAGAAGCACGCCGACGAGCGACACGGGCCGCGUAUUGGUCGCCGGCGCCGCGAGUAAAUUGCGGCAAAAGCGGUCCAAAGACCACCGCCUCAAACAGUCGGCCUUGGCUGCCAGGAGCAAGUUCAUGCAAGACUUCGAACUCAGCAGCGGAAGUGACAGCGAUGGAGAAGAGGAUGAGCGGGAAGAAGAGGAAGUGACAGUCAGAAGUGAGAAGAUGGAGGAUGAGGUGGAUGUAAGUCGGAGCAUGACUCGAGUUGAAGACGAUGGUGUGGUCAUGGCUGGAGAGGACAAGUACAUGACCGUCAAGCAUAAGACAUCACCUUCAGAAAAGAGUAAGAGACCCGUGGAAGGAGAUCAAGGAGAAGAAAAUAGUUCACCACCACCAGUUGUGAAGGCCACAGUAAACUUCAAACCUGGGACUGAAAUCUAUGAACUUCGGCAUCAAGAUCAUCUUGUGACGACUUACUUGAACCGGAUCCAAACCAACGUUCGAACCCUGAGGGAGAAAUUCGAGAAACAGCUGCAGGUGUCGCAAGAGGACCUGGCACCUAGCGGUGAACUGAGCAAGGCACAAGCUCGAGUUGCCAUGGUUUCUCCACAGGUGCCACUGCCUCCCGCACCAGGUGCCGUCCAAGUUCUGCCUCAAUUGUGUUCCAGUUCCUCAGCAGCCAGUUCUUCAGGCAUCGGGCACUCGACAGACACGAGUUCCGGUGUGCCAAAGCGGGUUCUUCCGCAGAAGCCCUUGCUUGAGAAGGACGAGCAUAAUGACUCGGGUUACAGCAUCACGAGAUUCAACAACAGCCCCCCUUUCACUCAUCCUGGAAACUCAAAUUCUGGAUCCCCAGAAGUGCCAGACCAGGACUCCAACUACCACAGCUCAGAAGAGAACUCCUUGACACCAACAGAGGAGGCCAACAGACGAGCUGUGUCAGGCAAGCAUGCCGCCCAAUCUACAAUAGCUCCUCCACCACACCCUCAGCCGCCAUCCUGGCGACCUCCGCCCCCUGUUACCGCAUCAUCCUCUGUGCCGCCUCCAUCAACUUCCACGGGUCUCUGGCGCCCUCAACCCCCAGACUAUGAAACAGCCACCGUGAAACGUCUGACCAAGGAUUUCCUAAAGCCUCACAUGGCAGUGCCAAACCAGGUCACUCAGCCGCCGUCUCGUCCACCACCACUGACACCAACUUACGAAGUGUACCAGGUUUAUGGUCAGAAUCCUCCAGUUUCCGGUUACCAACAUGGUCACUCAAUGCCAUACACCAGGUCUAGUCUCGUUUGAAUUUACUUUUCUGGUGGCAGAUUUUGUUGAGGGAAAGAAGGUUGGGGGUUGCAGAGCUUGACAGUGUUUGUUGAUUUCAUUCUGAGCUCAAUUGAGGUGAUUCGAAGGGAGAUAUUUUUUUCAAGUAAGUCAGGAGUACCUCAAAUUUUUGUUGUUGAUCGAAUGUAUGUAAGUGAAGAUGUGUUUUUAUGCGGAUUUUUUUGAGGGAAAUUGAGAGAAAGUUCAAUUCAGCUUGUAUGAGAUUAGAUAAGGGAAAAUCGAUUUUUUUUCUGUAUUUCACUUUAGAGCACUACUAUGGUCAGCAUAUUGUCACAGAGUAAAGUUUUAGUAAACGAAAAAUGUCACUGUGUGCUUUAAAACCAAGCUAACUGGUGUGCUUUUUUUUUAAUUGAUCAAGUCCAAUUGAUUCAUUUGAAUUUGAAGAAAAAUCAGAAAAUAUAAUCGAAGGAUGCGUUUUCUGAGGUUCAUGAUUCGUACGAUGUUGGGUGAAAUUCGUUUGCGUGGUAAUAAAUCGCGAAUGGUGAGUUCAUUUCUUGGGAAAAAUUUCUAAAUAAAACACUUACAC